This is a messenger RNA of Andrographis paniculata, 828 nucleotides long. RefSeq lists its product as uncharacterized. The coding region runs from base 1 to 828 and encodes 275 amino acids. Lineage: Eukaryota; Viridiplantae; Streptophyta; Magnoliopsida; Lamiales; Acanthaceae. The record is from RefSeq and is a predicted model, not a curated record. The transcript is spliced from 5 exons.
AUGUUGGGAAGUCCUAAUGUGGGACUCGAUAUGGAAAUCGUGGCAAUUGAGUCAACCAAUUUCAUCUAUGGUUCAAAUAUAAAUGAUUGGGAAAGGCUAUAUACUUCUUCAGCUCCAGCUCCUGCUUCAUCCGGUGUGUCGGAAGGCAAAAAGAUACGGAAAAAGGAUUUAUGGGAAGAACGAAAAUCUAUGGUGGAGAAUUAUGUUAAUAGGUACAGGGAAAUGAACGCAGGGAAAUUUCCAAGUGCUAGUAAUAUUAAGGCGAACGUAGGAGGGUCUUACUAUUCUGUUAGAAAGAUCCUCCAGGAGAUGAUAUACCAUUCCAAAACACCCUUCAUGGACACUAAGGCUUCUGUUUCGCUGGAGAAAGGUGCUGUGAAGAAGGCAGGACCAGGUGUCGGCUCUCGGGAGGUUUUACCAAGAAAUAAGAUAGAACAUAUGAGCCCAAUCUUGAAAGUAGACAUGAAAGAUGACAUAUCCAAGAGCGUCAAAUCAAAGGACAAAUUACAGUCUCCAAUUUCAGAUCAAAGUGAGAUAGCAAAGCAUGAUGGGCCUCAAUUCCAGUGCCUGGUCAAUGAAUCUAAAAGCAGCCUACAAUCUGAUCCUGGAAAUAGCUCAGAAUACAAGACUGUACAUGAGGAUAAGGUGAACUUGGAUGGGUUACAGCCGACUGCUGAGCUAAAACAGUCAACUGAAUCAGAUGUAUCUUGGAGCGAGUCUCGCAAAGUACCAUCCACUAAAGCUGCAGAACCUCCAAAGAAAUCCUCCGUGUGGCACAAUCUGAGGUCUUUUGCAAAUGGCAUUUUAGGUAUAUGGAAGAGAUCUUAA